AUGUCCUUCAUUUUAAUCCUAUACGCUCUUCUUCGGCGGAAACUUCUCAGCUCCCUUGCAACACCGCCUUCCCACUCUUCUCCUGUCAUGAUCGAUCCCCUUCAAUCUCCUGAUUACUUUGGCCUUCGUGAUAUAGUUUCAGUAGAACAGCUGUUCAAUGCUCGUGCACACCUCGGUCAUCGCUCCUUGCUUCGUAACCCUUACAUGACACCCUACCUUUUUGGUUCUCGUCAGGGCAUCGACAUCUUCGACCUCGAACAGACGGCAGAACUGUUAUUUGAUGCCCUCAACUUCACUGCUCAUAUCGCUUACAGAGGUGGCAUCAUCUUAUUUAUGAUACAACAUAGACAGAUGAUGCAUCUAGUAGAAAAAACCGCGAAGGCGGUAGGAGAAUACUCUUAUUGUCGGCCAUGGGGUGGCGGUGUUUUUACGGACUCCACAAACUUUUACGGUGCCACGACGCGACUCCCUGACCUCAUAAUCAUGCUUAAUACCGUCAAUCCAGUUGGCUUUGACCACGUGGCAGUGCGCGAUGCUGCCAAGAUGCUCAUUCCUACGGUGGGUAUCGUGGAUUCCAACUGUGAUCCCCGACUUAUCACGUAUCCAGUGCCUGGCAAUGACGACUCACCUGUUACUAUUCGUCACUGGUGCGGCCUCUUUGCUGAAUCCAUCGCUCACGCAAAGCGCCGAGCGCGGAGAGACGACGCCACCCGAAAACGACUGGCCUCCGCCGGUGGCCAGACGUGUACCUAA
Messenger RNA from Hydatigera taeniaeformis, 753 nucleotides. NCBI's taxonomy places the organism in Eukaryota, Metazoa, Platyhelminthes, Cestoda, Cyclophyllidea, Taeniidae. The record is from the annotation of a GenBank genome assembly.